CCCUGUCCAAAGGCAGCUUUAAGCAGCUAAAGUUAUUGGGGAGGUUCUGUUCACAACAUUUCAUCCAGACAGUGUCAAGCUGUGGAGAAAUAGACUUCAGGGAAAGGAGAAGUGAUUUCCUAACAGUUGGCCAGAAAAAACUAAAGGGAAAUGUUGACCACAAGAACCAGAUAACAUUUCAGACGACAUUCAAGACAUUUCAACGACAGAGACUCUAGACCUUUGCCAAACUAAGACAAUUUCAUGGAUCAAGGAAGUCAUUUGCGUCCAGGAGAUGAUGGAGAACUUUCAGUCCUCAUUGGUCAGAUGUUGCUAGGGUUCCGGGAUUCCUUCGUCAUGGUGAUGUCACGUACCCGUCAGAGAGUUAUACAGGGCUUUAUUGUGUUCUCUAUUGUCGUCCUGCUCCUCUGGAUCGCUGCCUUUUUAUACGGCAGCUUCUACUACUCUUACAUGCCCAAGGCGGCUUUUUCCUCGCCUGUGCACUAUUACUACAGGGCAGACUGUGAAUCUCCUGCCUCUUUUUUGUGCUCUUAUCCAGUGGCCAACGUCUCUCUGAUGAGAAAUAAGAAACAUGUGCUGACAUUUGGCCAGGCCUAUCGGAUGUCUCUGCAGCUGGAGAUGCCUGAUUCUCCCACCAACCAGGAGCUGGGGAUGUUCAUGAUCAAGACAACUUGUUUCUCUCGGGACGGAGGGCAAGUUGCCUCCUCUGCUCGCUCUGCAAGACCACUGCUGUCCGCCUCCAGCUCUCGCUUUAGCAUGCUGCGAUACCAUUCAGACCUGCUGAUGAACCUCAAAACGCUGCUGUUCCUCCCGGCCUUUCUGACCGGAGUCGCUGAGCAGGAACAAGUGCUGCAGGUGGAGCUCUUCUCAGACUACACCGACGACCCUUAUGCCCCCUCGGUCACAGCUGUCAUUGAGAUCAUGUCCAACAAGGUGCAGAUCUACUCAUCUCAGCUCUAUAUUCAUGCUCACUUCACUGGUAUAAGACACUUGUUGUUCAACUUCCCUCUCCUAUCAGCCCUGGUGGGAGUGUCCAGUAACUUCAUCUUCCUCAGUCUCCUCUUCGUCCUCAGCUACGUGAGGCUGCUGUUCAGAGUCGAUUUGGGAGCAGAGCAGCUCAGAACAGAUGGACUGCUGUCAAAUAGGGACAGGAACUUGAACAACAACCAGCAUGAGGAUGCUGCUGCAGGUACUGCAGAGCUGAUGGGUCCCCUCCAGAUGACCCCCACAAAUCUGAGCCAGGAGAGGACCCAUCUGUAAUUCGGCGACAACACAGAGGUGCAGAAACAGACAGAUUCACUAGUAGAUUCAAAUGAAUCAGAGGCAGCCUGAGGCCAUUAUUACAGUAAAGGAGAGGGAUAAAGUGUAGAGAGUGAUAACAAGCUGUAAGGAUGAAGAUUUAAGAGAGAUACGUGGUUGAAAAUGACUCAGAAAACACCCACACACCUCUGUUUGAGUUGUCAAUCGUUUUGCUCUUACAUUAUGUCCUCUGUGCUGCUUUACAGUAAUGUUAGGACCCUAUGAUUUAUUUUGUGCAAAGUCCCUAUUCUUAGAACUACUUGCUAGCAAUGUCUUCAAAAUUCUUCUUCUCAUACUGUUUUCAUACUAUAAUGCUGGCUUAACUGUUACUUUAAAUGCUUAAACCAGUUUGGUACAUUGAUUAAAAUGUGCAAGUGUGUCUCUUUCUACCAUACACAAAUAUCUUAAAUUGAUUGAGUUUGAAGCCAAAAUGUGUAUUACUUGGCUGCAAAGUAUAAUUCUGUUAAACUGUUGCAAUAAAACCUUUAAAAAACA
Molecule: messenger RNA, 1794 nt
Organism: Perca fluviatilis (European perch)
Lineage: Eukaryota; Metazoa; Chordata; Actinopteri; Perciformes; Percidae
Product: seipin-like
Exons: 11
Coding region: 244-1260 (338 amino acids)
Biological process (GO): lipid droplet organization; lipid storage
Cellular component (GO): endoplasmic reticulum membrane
Source: RefSeq, a predicted model, not a curated record